AUGUAUGAAGAGGAUUUCAUCUCAAGGGGAUCCCGGGGGUUCCCUCUGGGUCACGGGAUGCUCCCAACUCCCCAGGCUUACUCGUUCGGGUUCCCGGUACAUCCGGCGCACGAUCCGAUGGGCCUUACGUCAUUCGGCCAGACCCAACAGUUCGGUAGUUACCCCGGUUUCCACACACAUGGGGAUCACAAGAGGAUGCUCGGGGGCCCGGGCCAGGGGGACGGGAUCGAUAAGAACUUGAAGAUCUCCCUCGAGAACAGAGACCUGUGGACAAAGUUUAGCUCCCUCGGCACGGAAAUGAUUAUCACCAAAACUGGCCGACGCAUGUUCCCGACGCUCAAGGUGAGUCUGGAAGGAUUGGACCCACACUCCAAGUACAUCCUGCUCGUGGACAUCGUGCCGCUGGAUGACUGCCGCUACAAGUACCACAACUCAGAGUGGGUCGUCACCGGAAAGGCCGAGCCGCACAUGCCCGGCCGCCUCUACAUCCACCCGGAUAGUCCCGCGUCCGGCUCCCACUGGCUCAAGCAGCCUGUGACCUUCCACAAGCUCAAGCUGACCAAUAACAACCUGGACCAGAACGGACAUAUUAUUCUCAACUCCAUGCACAAGUACCAGCCCCGUGUCCACAUCGUUCAAGCAAACGACAUUUUCAGCAUGCGUUGGACGUCUUUCAACACGUAUGCGUUUGAAGAAACAACGUUCAUCGCCGUCACCGCCUAUCAGAACGAGCAGAUCACCCAGUUAAAGAUUGACCACAAUCCGUUCGCCAAGGGAUUCAGAGACAACGGGAUGGGGCGUAGGUGCGUGUUGGAUCACAGACUGACGCUUAAACGACCUUCAGAUGAUAACAUCAUCGACUUUGAUAAAGAAGAAGGUUUCAAAAAGAAGCAGAAGUCAGAGGAUGAUGCGAUCGAGCUUAAAUCCCAAAGCGAUGAUUACAAAGACGAAUCGUUGAAACUUGACCGCUCUUCGGACAUCAAUAGCGACCUUAACGAUUCGGACAUUGGCCAGUGUCACAGUUUGAACAAAUCCAGCUCUUCAACGAGCACACAUCUAGCCACAAAAAGCCCGCCGCUGCAACCUUCCGGCCCCAAUUGCACCUUCAACUCGCUCUCCAACUCGGGUCUCGGUAAGCCAUACGGUUCCUCAUGUAUGAGCGGUGGCUUGUCGGCGAUCUCACCCGACCAGACUUCCGGCGGCUACUUCACCCAUCAUUCCCCAGUGGACCGAUCGAGUUCCUCGUCGUUUCUGCCCGUGACGACGUCCCCGAGCCUCCUCCAGCACCAGGCGGCCGUUUCCUCUAGUCUCAGCCUCCAUUCGCUCUCGUCCAUGAAUCCCAUGCAGCAGUGUCGCCUCCCGAUAUCCAGCCUCACAAACGGAGACUGCGCCAUGCGGCAGCCGGUGCGACACAACGCCACUUCGGCCUACGGACUGAGGGCGUCUCCCCCCGCGCAGCACUCUAGCCUCCCGUCAUGCACAUACAUGCAGACGACACAAGGGGCGGACUAUUCAGCGCAUUUAACCCCAAAUCUCCAUAUGAUGAAUAUGAACUUUUCUGGGCCAAUGGUGUAACACAAGGAUAGGUUUUGCUCCAUUACGUUUCCACUGUUCAUUGAAAUGUUUGUUGGAAAACUCCGCAUUUCUAUUCUAGUUCACAACAUGUGCUUAAAGGACCGCCUCAGUUAUUCUCUAAUAAGAUAAACGCACAUGCUCGGCGCAUGCGCAUUAACCACAAGAGCUCGUGCUCCGCGAGAGAGCACGUGGCACAAGCACGUGUUGACACGUGAUAACUACCGCAUUCCUUCACUCUGAAGUGGAACAUGGACGGCAUUAAAAACUUGUUCAUUUUGUUUAAGUGCUGUUUAUAGUAAUAGUGACACUUAUUUUAUUCCAUGAAUUGCAUUGUUGAAUUUUGUAAAUAUGUAUAUUUUGUGCAUAUUUUGUAAUUGUAUUUCUGUUUUGCGUUCCAAAUACUUACAUUAUGUGGACGAUUACUUACAUUUAUUUUACAAAUAGUUAUACUCGUAUUCUUGAAAAAUGAUUCAUUCACAGAAAAUUGAUCGUUUAGAACGAUGCCACCAUUGUAAAACGUUGAACGUGAAUGUGAAUUGGAUAUAUUGUUUUAUUAGAGGAAUUGUAUAUAUACAUUGAAUAUUCUUUGA
Dreissena polymorpha is the source of this 2165-nucleotide messenger RNA. RefSeq names its product T-box transcription factor TBX3-like. Gene Ontology annotation, cellular component: nucleus. The record is from RefSeq and is a predicted model, not a curated record. The coding region runs from base 1 to 1575 and encodes 524 amino acids. Lineage: Eukaryota; Metazoa; Mollusca; Bivalvia; Myida; Dreissenidae. Gene Ontology annotation, molecular function: RNA polymerase II cis-regulatory region sequence-specific DNA binding; DNA-binding transcription factor activity, RNA polymerase II-specific. The transcript has 7 exons. Gene Ontology annotation, biological process: regulation of transcription by RNA polymerase II; cell fate specification; positive regulation of DNA-templated transcription.